AUGUCCAAUGUUGACAUAUCAUCGACGUUAUUUGUUUCGCCAAAAACCGUAAGCCAAAUUUACAGACUAUUCGUGACAACAGGUAAUGUCACCUCGCCAAAAGUAUUCGGACGUCCAAAGGGGACGACAACGCUAUAUGACCACGAGGAAUUGAUAAUUUGUGAGAUCUUGUUACGACAACCUACGAUACACCUAAAGGAAAUGGCGUACGAGAUUGAAAAUACUACCGGUACUAGAUUUCCCGUUGAGAGUUUGUGCAGGACAGUACAUCGGCUUGGAUUUACCAUGAAAAAGGUGAGUUUCAAUUACAGUAGAAUAAUAUUUUUUUUCCAAAAUUUGAAAAAUCGGACGCAAUAAACAUAGGCAUAUAGCUUUAAUAAUUCAAUUUAGUGAAAUUCAAUCAAUUUAGAUAACGUGUGAAUUAUAAAACGCUUUAGUUUGUGGCUAUCAAUAUUAAUAUAUGAUUCCGACUAGAUUUAAACUGAUGCUUGGGUUGCAUUGACCAUUAUAUUCUUUUACCUGUAGAUUGAGAAAGUUGCUGCUCAAAGAUGCGAAAUUCAGAGGGCACGAUUUAUGGCUGAGAUUGCUCUGUUUCCUUCGGACCAGUUGGUAUUCGUAGAUGAAACAGGAUUUGUAUGUGAUACUUGAGUAUACUUCACGCGAAUAUCAGUAUGUACAGUACAUGUAGUAUUAUAUUAAACAUUAUUGUACAUUGCCCAGUAAUGCAAUAUGUUUGCUUAUAUAUUGGGCUAGUAAUGCAAUAUACUUAUACUUGUAUAUUAUAUAAUUCCGUGUAUUGCAUGUACACUAAUAAUGACGACAAUUAACGGAGUAGGCGCCAUGCAUAAUCACAGGUAGCUAUAUGUAGCAUAGACCCACUAUGCAUGCAUUAAAUACCUAACAUUAACCAAUACGUAUAGCGUAUAAAUUAUGUGUUUUACUCGUGUCAAAUAUAUUAUAUAGAACAGGCGUGUUAUGCGAGAUUAUGGUUAUAGCAUCGAAGGAACUCCUGCCACAUGCUACAGAAAGUAUUCUCCCUGGGGUCCACGCUAUAAUGUUGUAGCUGCAAUCAGUACCGAAAGCAUAGUUGCAAUUAGGAUUUGCGAUGCGGGUGUUACAGUUGGUGCUGAGGAAUUUGUGGCAUUCAUACAAAAUGACCUUUAUGCAGCCCUAAACAGAUAUAAUGGUGCAAACAAUCGUUCUGUUGUAAUACUUGGUAUGAUAUCUUAA
Molecule: messenger RNA, 1230 nt
Organism: Paramuricea clavata
Lineage: Eukaryota; Metazoa; Cnidaria; Anthozoa; Malacalcyonacea; Plexauridae
Source: the annotation of a GenBank genome assembly